Aphis gossypii (cotton aphid) is the source of this 2038-nucleotide messenger RNA. Its product is annotated as probable cytochrome P450 6a13. Lineage: Eukaryota; Metazoa; Arthropoda; Insecta; Hemiptera; Aphididae. The coding region runs from base 107 to 1648 and encodes 513 amino acids. The record is from RefSeq and is a predicted model, not a curated record. Gene Ontology annotation, molecular function: iron ion binding; monooxygenase activity; heme binding. The transcript has 4 exons.
ACAGACAAAUGCCUCUGAUGGAUGCAAUUCAGUCGUGCAUUUGAGUAUAACAAGUGCGCACUCGCAGAACCGAGAACGAAAUACACGAAUAUAUACUUUCACGGAGAUGAUUUCGUGGACGAUCGAUUGUCUGUUUGAUUCGUUUACUUUGAUAUGCACUACAGUGAUCGGUGUACUGCUUUAUUAUUAUUCGACGUCCACGUACGACAAAUGGAGGAAAGUAAACGUGCCUCAUACGAGGCCGGUACCGUUGUUCGGCAACUUGUUCAGAAUGAUAUUUGGGCUCGAUAGCGAAAACGAGACGUACCAUAAAAUUUACAAACAAUUUCCGGAUAAGAAAAUCUGCGGAUUUUAUCAGAUGAGAACGCCGUACUUGAUGAUUCGUGAUCCGGAACUCAUAAACAACGUGCUCAUCAAAGACUUUGCGCACUUCACGGACCACGGAUUCGAAAUGGACCCAUCCGUGAACAUUUUGGGGGGCAGUUUGUUCUUCAUGAAUGGUCAGAAGUGGAAGAUUAUGAGACAAAAAAUGAGCCCGGGUUUUACGUCAGGUAAACUCAAGUUGAUGCACAGUCAGAUCAAAGAAUGUAGCAAAGACAUGAUUAACUACAUCGACACGAAAUCGAAGACGACUGAUCAGUUCGACGUGCACGAUAUCAUGAACAAAUACGCCACUGACGUCAUAGGGACGUGUGCUUUCGGUUUGAAAUUAGGUAGUAUGACAGACGAAGACAACGAAUUUCGAAAGUAUACGAAAUUGUUAUUGAAACCGUCGUUUAGACUAAUUUUUACCUACCUGUUGCAAUUGAUUUCACCAAAAAUGUCGAGUAUUUUAAAAUUGAGUUCAACCCCGCCGGAAGUUAUGGAAUACUUUAACUCGUCAUUUAAAAAUGUAAUCGAGUAUAGAGAAAAGAACAAUUUGAAUAGGAACGAUGUGGCACAAACACUUAUGCAAGCUAGAAAAGAACUUGUACUAAAUAAUAUCUCGUAUCCCGAAGAGAAAUUUACAGAAAUGGAUAUAAUUUCAAAUGCAGUUUUAAUGUAUUUUGCUGGUGCCGAACCGGUAUCUGAUACAUUGGCUUUUUGUUUAUAUGAGUUAGCUAUGAAUAAACAUAUACAAGACAAAUUACGUGAACAUAUUAACAGAAUAAAAGAAAAACAUGGUGGCGAAUUUAGUAACGAUUAUUUGAUGGAUCUCCAUUACGCUGAUAUGGUUUUAACAGAAACAUUGCGUAAGGUCAACGGAACUAUUGUUUUAUUUAGAGUAGCUACUAAGGCUUACCAAGUUCCGAACUCGUCAUUAAUAAUCGAGAAAGGUCAAAAAAUAAUAAUACCGACUUACAGUAUUCAUCAUGAUCCAAAAUAUUAUACUAAUCCCGACGUUUUUGAUCCGGAAAGGUUUUCUCUAGAAGAAAAAUCUAAACGACUUAGUGGCACUGAAUUAUUGUUUGGGGACGGACCUCGAUUUUGUGUUGGUAAACGUUUGGCUGAAUUGGAAAUGAAAUUAGGUCUCUCAGAAAUAAUUUCGAAAUUUGAAGUUUCACCGUGCGUAAAAACUGAAAUUCCCAUUCAAUUUGCGAAGGCUGGAGGUGCUAUCAGACCAAAAAAUGGAAUUUGGUUAAGUCUAAAGCCAGUCGUUGCGGUUUAAUAGUUACCUAUUCAAUGAUUGUACCUAUUUUGAUUAUAGUUUUGUUUGUUUGCAUAGUUCAAUUUAUCAAAAUUUUAUAAAUAUUUAAUUCAUAUAGGUACUCAAUGAUUGAACGAUGAAUAUUUUAAUAUACUUAAUUUUAUUGGAAUUUAUAAGUUAGUAAAUUUGAAUAAGUGGUUUAUGUUAAUGAUUUUUUAAUAUUCAUAUAAAUUAUUAUAUGUUUUUUUUUGUCUUGCGAUGAUUCAAAAUUGUUGUGUGAAGUAUUUGUUUUAUGAAAAUAUCAUACUAUGAAAGUAUGAAUUAAUUUAAUUUAGCAAUUAUGUGUUGUAGUAUUGAAUUUUUUUUAAUGAUAAUGAUAUCUAAAACUGAAAAUAAAAAUAUAUAAAGACA